UAUUUUCGGGGCAGCGGCAGAGUUUCCAGCUGCUUGUCGCUGUCUGCCGACACAGCGGCCAGUUUCGGAAAGGGUGGCACUGCUUAAAUCACAUUAUUUGGAAUACAACUGAGCUCCAAAUCACUGCAAAAGUUACCGGACAACCAGAGCUACCGUCGGGUGAGGUGAAGAUGGUGGACCGGCUUGCGAACAGCGAGGCCAACUCCAAGCGGAUUGCAGUGGUGGAGAGCUGCUUUGGUGCUGCAGGCCAGCCACUGGCCAUCCCGGGCCGCGUGCUGAUCGGCGAGGGUGUCCUCACCAAACUCUGCCGCAAGAAGCCCAAGGCGCGACAGUUCUUCCUCUUCAAUGACAUCCUGGUCUACGGCAACAUUGUCAUUCAGAAGAAGAAGUACAACAAGCAGCACAUCAUUCCGCUGGAGAGCGUCACCAUCGACACAGUGCCAGAUGAGGGCGACCUGCGCAAUGGCUGGCUAAUCAAGACACCCACCAAAUCUUUCGCCGUCUAUGCUGCCACUGCCACCGAAAAGUCCGAGUGGAUGAACCACAUAGGGAAAUGUGUUGGAGACUUGCUGCAGAAGAGCGGAAAGUCUCCGACGGGCGAGCAUGCAGCUGUAUGGGUGCCUGAUUCGGAAGCAUCCGUGUGCAUGCGCUGCCAGAAAGUGAAGUUUACGCCAGUCAGCCGCCGUCACCACUGCAGAAAGUGCGGCUUUGUGGUUUGCGGGCCGUGCUCAGAGAAGAAGUACCUCCUUCCCAGUCAGUCGUCCAAACCCGUUCGCGUCUGCGAGUAUUGCUACUUGCAGCUGACGUCAGGAAGCCUCGGGCCCCGCUCAGACUCCAUCAGCCGGCCGGGCUCAAAGUUCAACAGCAACAACCUGUCAGACGAUGAAGACGAAGACGACAGCAGUGACUGAGGAAUGCCCGAUCCUCCCAAUAGCGUGUCCCAUCUCUCCGUCGAGGAGGAAAUACUCUGCUGAUCAUUUUCUCAUUUUGUCUCUUUUUCUUCCCAGAUGAUUGAAUUCUGAUCCCCAUGACAAGAGUUCCACCUCUGAGGAUUAAUUCAUUAAUUCGCUGUGGAGCUUCAGUCUUGCCUGCAAACCAAAUGAUUUUUUUUUUCUCUUUAAUUCCAGCAGGGAUAGAUAUUUUCCUGAACACAGUGAUUAAUCAGUGGAAUGUGGAAUUAACUGCAUGACCAGCAGAACUCUGGGAUAAAGUCUGACUGUUCAUCUUAGUCUUUGAGUCCGCCCUUCGCUCUUGCCUCUUAAUUAGGCUGCGAUUAGUCACUACAGAAAACAGCGGUGCUAAUGAGAAACUUCCACUCCGCUCUGUCCUACUCUUAAUUUAAUUUCUUCUAAAAUUUUUUUCCCUUUUUCUUUUUUAUGUUCUGUCCAUGAACUAAAACAAGGUAAUUUCUUGUAAUUUCUGCAGGGAAAAGCAAAUGUUUGGGCUCCAGCCUCCAUCUCCUCUGUCCUGCAGCUAUUAUUCCAAACAGGACUUUAUUGUAAUAAAAUUCAGGCAUUUUUGUUGCCCUACUUUGUAAAUUUAUCUCUGACAAAAUGCUAAAAUCCCCUUUUAUAAACAACAAAAUGUAGAUAUUACGCUGAACCAAUAGCUUUUCUAAAUGACCUAAUAUAGUUGCUUCUGACAAAUCAACUAAAUCUUGUCUCACAGUGAACAUUGGUCUCUUAGCACAGUUUUGUGAGUUUCCUCAGCUGACAUCCCAAAAACUAAUUCUGCUUUCUGCCUUUGCCAUCACGUAGUGCCUUGUAGAAAAUUGAGCUCAGUCUUCAGUAGGGGAAAGUUUAGAAGUUAAUAAAGCCAGUCUGCAAAAAAAGAGACUUCAUGAUAGGUUGACUUUGAUGCACAUUAUAUAGGAUGGGAUUGUUUUUUGGUUUUUCCAAACAGAAGAGCAGAGUUAUUACCAACCAGCUGACACACAGGAAGAGUUCAGUUUGGACUUUUCCUGGAGACACUUGAAAGACACUUUAGCCAGCCAUUCAAUCUUAAAAAGGCAGGCACUGGCUUUUAGAUUUAGCUGCUAAUAUUCUUUUUUUUCUCAAGGAGAAUCCUGUGAGAAUUUGGUUCUGGGUUCUGCUUUGUGUUUCCACUAUGUUUUACAAAAAUACAUGAACAGAAGGGAGUAUUGAUAAUGGCGGAGUUUACGUACCAAUACAUAAACAUGUGAACAUCUUGCAUUUGCCUGCAUGCAGCCUUGAAAAACAUCUAUCUUUGGUGGAAAAAAGUGGCUCACUACAUGACACAUACAUGUCCAUUAGUAGAAAAUGUAGUUUAACUACCAUCUCAUACCACAAUAUUAUGCAAACAAUCCAACAAAUGGAUAAUUAGGCAGCAAAACAUCUGAAUAUCGCCUGAUCACGGUCCACGUUUUCUUGCAGUGCUUGUCUGAACACGUCUUUCAUUGACACGGCAUUUUUUUUGUGUGUUGCAAACAAGCUGUUGCAUUGCACUCUCCUGAGAAUCCCUGGAACUUAGAUGUAAUAUCACCUCAUGGGUGGAGUACCUUGGAAACAAAAGACAUAAAGUGGCAAAGGCUGCACAUUAAGUUGUAAGUCUUUAGUUUCCAGAGUGGAAAAAAUCCUCAGAGUGGAAGAUGGACAAAGUGGUUCCUCACACCUGGAUGGAUUUUUCCUUUUAGUUGUAGGUUUGUUUAGAGGCUGUGUGACCAACAGAGGUGUGCAAAACAUUGAUUGAGCUGUUUUUAAGGGCAAUUUCUUUUUGGUGUGAAAAAUGCUAAUUGGGAACAUCAGACAAGCGUGUAACACAGAGCUAAUUCGGUCAGUGAAUGAAUGAAAUUAAAUCAAAUGCAAUAAUCAGGAAGUUUUAGGGCCUGUUUUGUGUUUUCAUUUGUUGCUGCAGGAUUAUGUGUUGCACCAUAGUCUGUGCGAGUCCUCCCAGUUCUGCUGCUGAGGUGGUUUUCUGGAAUGAAAGUGAGGAAAUCAGCACGUUGUCUUCCUGUCAGUGACUUUAGCAUGCGCUGCUUUGAGGUCAGAUGACCACUAUGUGUCAUAAAGCAAACGCACCUCCACUGAAAUCUGCUCCUCUGCCAACACAAGCUAACAUGUCCUUCCUUCCUGUCUUCCCUCCCUGUGUCGUUUGUUACUUUUUCAGCACCAGAACUUUCCAAUGGAACGCAAGUCUGCUUGUCACAUGAUACUGUGUUUGACCUAAGUCAUGUGAUCAGUCACUAAACCAGGAACUGAAAGGGGCUGCUUGGAGGAAUUGUACCAAGCUACCUGCAACCUGCAGAGAUUUAAGGUUCAUUUACUCUCAGAGAUGUCAACAGUUUCAGCCAGAGUUUCUAUUCCCAGUGAGUCCUCUGAAGAGAGAACUAAUUUGCACUCAGAAACACCAAGCAUUUAUUUCUGUAUGUUUAAAAAAAUAAUUAGAGUCAGAAGUCAGAAUGGAUCAUUUUGGAAGCCAAAACCUUUUAACAAAACUGUAAAUGAAUCAGUUUAAUAUUAAGAGUUAUGCCAGUUUGUGUGAUCACCCUGUCACAGUUUUUUCCUGCCAUUAGAAGUCUUCACUGUUCCAUUCAUUUAUUCAUGUCAGACUCAAGCUAGAACCUCUCAGACUAUCAGCAUACUUAAUGAAGCUACUGUAUUGCUUCAGGCCUCAGGUCAGUUAUUAAGUACAAAAACAUAAAUACACACAUAACAUCUUGACACAAAUCCAACGAUCAGGAUACACAGAUGUCCUGUUUUGUUUUUUUGUUUUUUUGCGCCAGCCAAUCUCAACUGAGAAAAGCAGCAAUUUGAUCAGUUUGUCACAUCAGGCAGGUUACCCUGCCUUAAAGGUGUUUAGAUCAGAAAAACUUUGUGUUUAAGUGUGACGGGGGUGAUGUGUUUGAGGUUUGGCAAACCCCAAAACACUGCAGAAAGGUUUAUAAUACUCUGACACAGGAUUUUACAGCCCUUGAAAGGAUUAUAUUGUCAUCAUGUUGGUUGCUAGGUAAAAAGUAGAACUCCAUUACAAAGUAAUUUUACAGAUAUGUGUGUGUUUGUGUAUUUAAUUCAACUUGAUUCCUUGCUGGACGAUGUUGCCUUGUGUUGAAACAAAAGAGCCAGGUUCAACUUUUUUUUUUUUUUUUAAACUAAAGUCCCCUGACUAAUAAUAAUAAGCGUAAAGUGAAAACA
This is a messenger RNA of Amphiprion ocellaris (clown anemonefish), 4151 nucleotides long. It is a transcript of the gene plekhf2, whose product is annotated as pleckstrin homology domain containing, family F (with FYVE domain) member 2. The record is from RefSeq and is a predicted model, not a curated record. The coding region runs from base 171 to 911 and encodes 246 amino acids. NCBI's taxonomy places the organism in Eukaryota, Metazoa, Chordata, Actinopteri, Pomacentridae. Gene Ontology annotation, molecular function: phosphatidylinositol binding; metal ion binding. The transcript is spliced from 2 exons.